AUGGUCCGGAUUGGCCCCAAGGAAGUGGACGUGGCUGACCCAGCGGCGGCACGAGAAGUCCAUCGCAUGGGCACUGUAUUCACCAAGGCACCGUUCUACCGUCUCCUGUCCCCAGGUCCAGUCGAUAACAUCUUCAACUUCCGCGACCAGAAGAAGCACAGCCAGCGUCGCAAGCUAUACGCCAAGGGCUUUACUUUGGUCGAGUUGCGGAGGAAUUGGGAAACCACGAUCAACAAGACCAUCCGCAUGGCUGUACAGAAAAUGAAGGAAGAAGCUGCCAACGGCGACACAGAGCUCAUGGGCUGGUGGACGUUGAUGGCCAACGAGAUUGUCUGCCGCUUGACCUUCAACGGUGGCCACGGAACUGUCGAAAAGGGUAUCAAAGAUCCAUUCGUCCUCAUGCUCGAGAAGCGUAAAGGCGAUCUUGCGCAUCUCCUCAAGAUGUUCAUCCCUCCUCUUUACUACGUCGGCCGUGUGCUUGGAAAGGUCAACACGCGCAUGAACGACAUCUUCUACUCGCAGGAGAAGAUGUUCAAGGCUGGUGCUGGCGUCGUCCAGAGUGCUCGUCAGGACAAGGAGGCUGGCGAGUUCAACCAGAACUUGUUCGCGAAGGCGCUGCAGGAAGGCGAGGGCGAUGCCGCGACAUUGACUGACACCGACAUCAUGACCGAUGCUGGCGCACUGCUGUUGGCGGGCUCCGACCCGACUGCCAUCUCGCUGACGUUCCUGGUCUACCUCGUGCUGAGCAGGCCCGAGCUCCAGAAGCAGCUGGAGGAGGAAGUCGCAUCGAUCGAUGGCGAAGUGACUGAUACGGCGUGUGAAGGUCUGCCACUCAUGAACGCGGUCAUUGACGAGAGCAUGCGCCUGUAUGGUGCCGCUCCGGGAGGUCUUCCUCGUAGCCCAGCGGCCGGAGGUGCCAAGCUGGGUGGGUACUACAUGCCCGAAGGCACUGUCGUCGAUACGCAGAACCGGUCUCUACACACGGAUGAAGGCACGUGGAAGGAUGGCCAGGCAUUCGACCACACUCGCUUCCUGCCAGAGAACAGGCUGGAGUUCUCCGCGCACCAGAAGAUGGCAUUCAACCCAUUCGGCCAAGGCUCAAGACAGUGUCUGGGUAUCCAUCUGGGCAAGCUGGAGAUGCGCCUUGCCGUCGCUCACUUCUUCCGGGAGCUGCGGGGAGCCAAGCUGGCCAAGUCGGCAACACCCGAGAGCAUGGCGGUGGUGGACAGUUUCGUGGCGGGUGUGCCGAGGGAGCGGAAAUGCGAGGUGACGAUGAAGGCACGAUCAGAUGCACAUGUGAUUGGGGUGUUGGAGCCGAGGGAGAAACGCCCAUCAAGUUCCAGUGGCAGCUUUACGCAAGAUUGA
Messenger RNA from Fulvia fulva, 1365 nucleotides. Its product is annotated as Cytochrome P450 monooxygenase cypX. Bases 1 to 1365 code for a protein of 454 amino acids. The transcript is spliced from 2 exons. Gene Ontology annotation, molecular function: heme binding; oxidoreductase activity, acting on paired donors, with incorporation or reduction of molecular oxygen; monooxygenase activity. The record is from RefSeq and is a predicted model, not a curated record. NCBI's taxonomy places the organism in Eukaryota, Fungi, Ascomycota, Dothideomycetes, Mycosphaerellales, Mycosphaerellaceae.